This is a messenger RNA of Gaeumannomyces tritici R3-111a-1, 7160 nucleotides long. RefSeq lists its product as hypothetical. The transcript has 2 exons. Gene Ontology annotation, molecular function: ATP binding; nucleic acid binding; ATP hydrolysis activity. Gene Ontology annotation, cellular component: nucleus. Lineage: Eukaryota; Fungi; Ascomycota; Sordariomycetes; Magnaporthales; Magnaporthaceae. The record is from RefSeq and is a predicted model, not a curated record. The coding region runs from base 352 to 6984 and encodes 2210 amino acids.
GCAUGGAAUAAUUCGCUUGCUCGCCCACACCAAAAAAAGUUCCGGCUACCGCGCCUCGUUCUGAACUCGAUAUCGCCUCAAACCCACGGGCCAACCACGCCACGCCGUAUAUUGUAAUCAUUUGCGGUACUCAGGACUUCUGCGCCUGCGGCAAACACCCUGAGAGCCGGCUACUCGCAUUGUUCGCUAUCGCCCACUGGUUGAUGCCUGCCGUCGACAGCCUGCAUCGCCACUUGCUGGCUGCCGCCUGAAGGACCACACCUGGCGCAAAACGCGUCGCGGCCCCCGACCCUGCCGACGAGUCCCCGAGCCCUUCACACCUAAUUCGAUAGAGCUGUAGGAGCCGUCACGAUGACGGACCACCACCGCGAUGUGUCGCAGUACAAGUACUCGGCUAUGUCCAACCUAGUCCUCCAGGCGGACCGCCGAUUUGUUACGCGCCGCGCCGAUGAGGCCACCGGCGACCCCGAGUCCCUUGCUGGCCGCCUGUCCAUCCGUGACAUGGGCUCCCGCAUAUCCCGUGACGACGCCCCCAAGCCAAAGAAGCCCUCACACAUGCCCGAUGUCCAGCGGGGGAGGAUAGACGAGGGGCGCGACGUCCUAGCCCAGCAGCGCGCGAAGCGCAAAGUGGAAUCGGGAGGUGGUAUCCUAUCCACAGCAGAUAUGCUAGUUGAGGGUCUGCGCUACCGGCCCCGAACCCCUGCGACGAGGGCGACAUUCGAGCUCAUUCUUUCCAUCGUCGCAAAGAGCAUUGGCGACGUAUCACACGAGAUGGUGCGGAGUGCGGCCGAUGCGGUGCUCGAGUUCCUCAAAGACGAUGACCUCAAGGACAUUGAACAGAAGAGGGAGAUCGAUGACAUCCUGGGUGCCAGUAUGAAGCCUGAAGAGUUUCACCAGCUGAAGAACCUGGGAAAGAAGAUCACCGACUACGACGCACAGGAUGACGACGACAACGGAGCGGCCGGAGCCAAGGACGAGGAGGAAAUCGACGAUCGCCAAGGAGUUGCGGUGGACUUCGAGGACGACGAUGACGACGGAGAGGGCUUCGUCAAUGAGAUCCGCGAUGAGUCGUCGGAAGACGAGGCUGAUGGUGAGUAUGAGUCGGACCAGCAAGGCCCCGAGGCUGCUGACGGAGCCGCGGACACACUCGAUGGCGAGGCCAUGAUUAUAGACUCGGCGCCACAAGGAAAAUCAGCUCAGGACAAAUCCAGGGACGCCAACCACGUACCUGCUCGUGAGAUUGACGCGUACUGGCUCCAGCGUCGGAUCGGAAGGCUAUACCCGGAUGCUCACACUCAACACGACAAGACGCAUGCUGCGCUGCGCAUACUCUCGGGCGAGCCCGAUGAGGCCGGGGGCGACGAGAAGCAGCUGCGCGAGAUUGAGAACGAUCUGAUGGAACUCUUUGAUUAUGAACAUCACGAGGUCGUUCAGAAGCUGAUAGAGAACCGAGAAAAGGUGGUGUGGCUGACGAGGCUUGCUAAGGCUGAGAACGACGAGGAGCGCACCUCGAUCGAGCGGGAUAUGGCGUCCGAAGGCUUGCGGUGGAUCUUGGAUGAGCUGCAUGGCAAAACGAGCGAUGAGCAGAGGAAACCCAAGCUCGAGAUCAAGAUGGAUAUCGACCACAACGCCUCGCUCGAUGCCGCCAAGCCGGCGGCCGCCGGUCAACAAGAUGGUCAACUGGUUGGCGGUCUCCAGCCCAAGAAGCUUAUUAAUCUGGAAAAUCUGGUCUUUGACCAAGGCAACCACCUCAUGUCGAACCCGAAAGUUAGCCUGCCAGAAGGCUCGACGAAAAGGACAUUCAAGGGAUACGAGGAGAUCCACGUUCCGCCGCCAAAGAAGCGCAACGACCCGACCGACGUCAGCAUACCCAUCACCGAUAUGCCCGAGUGGGCUCGUGCCCCCUUCAGCACUGCCAAAGCUCUCAACAAAAUCCAGUCACAAUGUUACCCGUCUGCUUUUGGAGACGACGGGAACAUGCUGAUCUGUGCUCCGACGGGUAGUGGUAAGACAAACGUCGCCAUGCUCACAAUCCUUCGCGAAAUCGGCAAGAACAGGGACCCCCAGACAGGAGAACUCGACCUGGAUGCCUUCAAGAUUGUCUACAUCGCGCCGCUGAAGGCACUGGUCCAGGAGCAGGUCGGGAACUUUGGCAAGCGUUUGGAGCCCUUUGGGAUCAAAGUCUCGGAGCUCACAGGUGACCGCCAGCUCACCAAGCAGCAAAUCGCUGAGACCCAGAUUAUUGUAACCACCCCAGAGAAGUGGGAUGUCAUCACUCGCAAAGCUACCGACCUGUCAUACACAAACUUGGUGCGCCUGGUUAUUAUCGACGAGAUUCACCUGCUUCAUGACGACCGUGGCCCCGUCAUCGAGAGCGUCGUCAGCAGGACCAUCCGCAGGACGGAGCAGACGGGCGAGCCGGUCAGGAUCAUCGGUCUCUCGGCCACUCUUCCAAACUACAAGGACGUGGCCAGCUUCCUCCGUGUCGAUUCCCAGAAAGGCCUGUUCCACUUUGACGGCUCGUUCCGUCCUUGUCCCCUGCGGCAGGAGUUUAUCGGCGUGUCGGAUAAAAAGGCCAUCAGGCAACUGAAGACCAUGAACGACAUCACGUACACCAAGGUCAUGGAGCACGUUGGAAAAAACCGAAACCAGAUGCUCAUCUUUGUGCACUCGCGGAAGGAGACGGCAAAGACGGCAAGGUACAUCCGCGACAAAGCCCUGGAGAUGGAGACAAUCAACGACAUCCUCAAGCAUGAUGCGGGCAGCCGUGAGAUCCUGAAGGAAUCUGCCGACCAAGCCAACGACAGGGAUCUUAAGGACCUGCUGCCGUAUGGCUUUGGAAUCCACCACGCCGGCAUGAGCCGGGCUGACAGGACGGAUGUCGAGGAGCUGUUUGCUGAUGGGUCGAUCCAGGUGCUGGUCUGCACUGCAACCCUUGCCUGGGGUGUCAACCUGCCGGCCCAUACAGUGAUCAUCAAAGGUACCCAAGUCUACUCCCCUGAAAAGGGCAGUUGGGUCGAGCUGAGCCCGCAAGACGUCCUGCAGAUGCUUGGGCGUGCUGGACGGCCACAGUUUGACACAUACGGCGAGGGCAUCAUCAUCACGACCCAGAACGAGAUGACUUACUACCUAUCGCUGCUCAACCAGCAACUCCCCAUAGAGUCCCAGCUCGUGAGCAAGCUUGUGGACAACCUGAAUGCCGAGAUCGUCCUAGGCAACAUCCGCAACCGUGAUGAGGGUGUCGAAUGGCUUGGCUACACCUAUCUCUUUGUUCGAAUGCUCCGCUCGCCCGGCCUCUACCAGGUCGGGGCCGAGUACGAGGACGAUGAGGCGCUGGAGCAGAAGCGCGUCGACUUGAUCCACUCGGCUGCCACCGUCCUCCGAAAAUCCAACCUGGUCAAGUACGAUGAGAAGACGGGCAAGCUGCAGGCCACGGAGCUGGGACGCAUCGCGUCGCACUACUACAUAACGCACGGCUCGAUGGACACCUACAACACUUUGAUCCAGCCCAACAUAACGACCAUUGAGCUGUUUAGGGUUUUCGCCCUGAGCGCUGAGUUCAAGUACAUCCCGGUCCGUCAAGAGGAGAAGCUGGAGCUGGCCAAGCUACUAGGCCAGGUCCCCAUUCCGGUCAAGGAGAGCGUCGAGGAGCCGCACGCCAAGAUCAACGUUCUUCUGCAGGCUUAUAUCUCGCGGCUGAGACUUGAUGGUCUUGCUCUAAUGGCCGACAUGGUCUAUGUUACGCAGUCCGCCGGUCGCAUUCUGCGUGCAAUCUUCGAGAUUGCACUCAAGAAGGGGUGGGCAUCUGUCGCCAAGACGGCCCUGGACCUGUGCAAAAUGGCCGAGAAGCGAAUGUGGCCGACCAUGACGCCGCUCCGCCAAUUCCCUACGUGCCCGCGCGAGAUUGUCGGCAAGGCAGAGCGCAUUGAUGUCCCCUGGACCAGCUACUUCGACCUGGAUCCCCCGAGGAUGGGCGAGCUCCUGGGCAUGCCCAAAGCCGGCAAAACAGUCUGCUCUCUCGUGUCCAAGUUUCCGAGGGUAGAGAUUCAGGAGCACGUCCAGCCUCUUACCCGUUCUAUGCUCCGGGUGGAGCUGACCAUUAGCCCAAAGUUCGAGUGGGACGACGACCUCCACGGCACCGCCGAGAGCUUCUGGGUCAUUGUUGAGGACUGCGACGGCGAGGAUAUCUUGUUUCAUGACCAGUUCAUCCUGCGCAAGGACUAUGCCCAGUCAGAGACCAACGAGCAUCAGGUCGAGUUUACCGUCCCAAUGACGGAGCCGAUGCCUCCUAACUACUUCAUCUCGGUCGUGUCGGACAGAUGGAUGCACUCGGAGUCGCGCAUUGCCGUCUCGUUCCAGAAAUUGAUUCUCCCCGAGAAGUUCCCGCCGCACACGGAGCUGCUCGACCUACAGCCUCUCCCCGUAUCGGCGCUCAAGGCGAAAGACUACGCUGCGCUGUAUCCGAGAUGGGAGCAUUUCAACAAGAUCCAGACGCAGUGCUUCAACUCGCUGUACGCCACGGACCAGAAUGUCCUCGUCGCAGCACCCACAGGCAGCGGCAAAACAGUUUGUGCUGAGUUUGCUCUCAUGAGGCUGUGGUCGAAGGCGGAGCACGGUCGCGCCGUGUACAUCGCGCCGUUCCAGGAGCUCGUGAACGCGCGUUUCCAAGACUGGGGGAAGCGACUGUCAGGUCUCCGAGGCGGCAAGGGUGUUGUCAAGCUCACAGGCGAGACAGCCACGGACCUGAAGCUGCUUGAGAAGGGCGACCUCAUUCUGGCUACCCCGACACAGUGGGAUGUCCUGUCAAGGCAAUGGAAGCGGCGCAAGAAUGUGCAGACGGUGGAGCUCUUCAUCGCUGACGAGCUUCAUAUGUUGAGCGGACAGCUGGGCUUCAUAUACGAGCUCAUCGUCUCACGCAUGCACUACAUCAGGUCGUCGACGGAGCUCCCGAUCCGGAUGGUCGGUCUGAGCGUGUCCCUGUCCAACGCGCGUGACAUCGGCGAGUGGUUGGACUGCAAAAAGCACGAUGUCUAUAACUUUAGCCCUCACGUGCGUGCGGUGCCGCUUGAGCUUCACCUGCAAUCAUUCACCAUCCCGCACUUCCCCUCCCUCAUGCUCGCCAUGGCUAAACCCACGUACGCCACCAUUACUCAAAUGUCUGCCGACCGACCGGCCAUAGUGUUUGUCCCAACAAGGAAGCAAACGCGGGCGACGGCGCGCGACCUUCUCACAGCCUGCCUAGCAGAUGAUGACGAGGACCGCUUCCUGCACGUGGACGUGGAGCAGAUUCAGCCCUUGCUCGACAAGACGCAGGAGGAUGCGCUGAGGGAGUCGCUUUCGCACGGUGUUGGUUACUACCACGAGGCCCUGAGCCUGACAGACAGACGUAUCGUCAAACACCUCUACGACAAGGGGGCGAUCCAGGUCCUUGUCGCAUCGCGCGACGUGUGUUGGGAACUGGACAGCACGGCGCACCUGGUGGUCGUGAUGGGCACCCAGUACUUCGAAGGGCGGGAGCACCGCUAUGUCGAUUAUCCCGUCAGUGACGUGCUCCAGAUGUUCGGCAAGGCGCUCCGCCCUGGCAAAGACGGCCGCGGCCGUGGUGUGUUGAUGCUGCCAGCGGUGAAGCGGGAAUUUUACAAAAAGUUCCUAAACGAGGCCAUCCCUGUGGAAUCUGUGCUUGCCGAACAGUCACAGAACCACGCCUACCUGCACGACGCAUUCGUGACGGAGAUCAGUACCAAGAUGAUCGAGUCGGGCGAUGACGCUCUCAGCUGGCUGACGUUUACGUAUUUCUACCGGCGGUUGCUCGCGAACCCGAGCUACUACGGGCUGACAAACGUGUCGGAGGAGGGUCUGGGCAAGUAUCUCUCGGAGCUUGUGGAGGAGACUCUGACGGAGCUGUCGCAAUCCAAGGUCGUCGAGUUCGAUGAGGAUGACGGAUCUGUGGCGCCCCAGAACGCGGCCAUGAUUGCGGCAUACUACAACAUCUCGUAUAUCACGAUGCAGACGCUACUGCUUUCGCUCAAGGCCCGCACCAAGCUCAAGGGCAUCCUGGAGAUCAUCACGUCGGCUGCCGAAUUCGAGUCGAUACAGAUCCGAAGACACGAGGGAGGAAUCCUGCGGCGCAUCUACGACCGUGUUCCCGUCAAGAUGGCCGAGGCGUCGUUUGACUCGCCGCACUUCAAGGCUUUCGUUCUGCUGCAGGCUCACUUCUCCCGGAUGCAGCUGCCCAUCGACCUCGCAAAGGACCAGGAGGUCAUUCUCUCCAAGGUGCUAGGCCUGCUCAGCGCAACCGUCGACAUCCUGUCCUCCGAAGGCCACCUCAACGCUAUGAAUGCCAUGGAGAUGUCGCAGAUGGUAGUACAGGCAAUGUGGGACCGCGAUAGCCCACUCAAGCAGAUUCCGCAUUUCGGGCCCGAAGUGGUCAAGGUGGCAAACGAAUUCGGGAUCAAGGACGUGUUCGAUUUCAUGGAGGCCAUGAACCCAGGAGAGAACCCGCAGUACGAGACUUUGGUAAAGCGACUGGCGCUUUCGCAGAGCCAGCUUGCGCAGGCGGCCAACUUCACCAACAGCAAGUACCCAGACAUCUCGAUGGAAUUCGAGGUCGAGGACGAGGAGAACCUGCAUGCCGGCGAGCCGUCGUACUUGAAGAUCAAGAUCGAGCGUGAGGUGGACGAGGACGAGGAGAUUGACACCACAGUACACGCUCCCUUUUUCCCUGUUAAGAAGUCGGAGAACUGGUGGCUGGUUGUGGGCUCCGAGGCCACGAAAACUUUGCUUGCCAUCAAGCGCGUCACGAUUGGGCGGAGUCUGGACGUACGGCUCGAGUUCACGGUGCCAACGCCCGGAAAACAUGACUUGAAGCUAUUCCUGAUGAGCGAUAGCUACGUCGGCGUCGACCAAGAGCCUGGUUUCUCUGUCACCGUUACCGAGGGUAUGGACGUGGACGAUGACGAUGACGAGGACGAGGACGACGAGUAAAGGGAUUGAAAGAGGUCGGGAAGCGACGAGGCAUGCAUAAAGACAAGGGCGCACUCGCCCUACUGAUCUUGUUGUAUAUAUAGCUAGAUGAUGGAUUAGUUGCCAGUCAGGCAACGAACAGGAUGUGUUGGACAAGUAUCCACGGCGCCCACAGUGAUGCGUUUCACACUUUUACG